Messenger RNA from Nerophis lumbriciformis (worm pipefish), 1228 nucleotides. RefSeq names its product neutral cholesterol ester hydrolase 1-like. Gene Ontology annotation, molecular function: carboxylic ester hydrolase activity. NCBI's taxonomy places the organism in Eukaryota, Metazoa, Chordata, Actinopteri, Syngnathiformes, Syngnathidae. Gene Ontology annotation, cellular component: membrane. The record is from RefSeq and is a predicted model, not a curated record.
GCUGCUCCUCUUCAUGCUUCUAGUCCUGCUUCUGGUUCUGGUGGCUCACGUCUACUGGACUCCAGUACCUGUUGGCAUCAAGGAGUCUUGGAAGCUGAGGCUGCUACAACUUCUCUGCUUUCUUGUCUUCGGCGGGGCCUUCCUGUUGGAGCGUGUGGGCGUGGGCCACAGCAUCACGUUGGUUGGAUGGUAUACCAGGAGCGUGGAGCGCAUCAUGAAAAACUUGACAUGCAGGCGGGACAAGAAGGACUUGAUGAGGGUCCGGGAUGUGACGUUCGAUGGCGUCCCCGUGCGUGUUUACGAGCCUGGCGCGGAGGGUGGUCUGAGGAGAGGCCUGCUCUACUUGCAUGGAGGAGGCUGGGCUUUGGGCAGCGCCAAAGAAGGUUCUUACCAUGAAAACAACAGAAUGACGGCCAAAAAGCUUAAUGCGGUUUUGGUCUCAGUGGAGUACCGUCUUUAUCCCGAGGCACAAUUUCCUACGCAAUAUCUGGACUGCCUCAAUGCCGCCAAGCACUUCCUGUCCCCAGAGGUGCUGGCAAAGUACGGCGUGGACCCGUGUCGUGUGGGCGUGUCCGGUGACAGCGCGGGGGGCAACCUGGCGGCAGCAGUUGCUCAAGAGAUUUCCAACGAUGACAACAUGAGCGUGAAGUUCAGCGUGCAGGCCUUGGUCUACCCGGCACUCCAAGCUGUGGACUUCAACACGCCAUCUUAUCGGCAGAACCAAGACAUGGUGUUGCUCUCUAGGCCGCUGAUGGUGGACUUCUGGCUGCAGUACCUCGGCCUGGACCGCUCCUUCAAGGACCACUUCCUGUCCAACCGCUACCAGGCCGCCAUCUUGCCGCAGCUCAGGGUGCGCGUCGACUGGACAGCCCUCCUGCCGCCAAAGUACAAGGACGGCUACGAGGUCGUUUCAUGGCACGGUCAAACACGGCACGAGAGCCGUGUGCCGUCAGUUCUGCAGGAUGUGCGUGCGGCGCCCCUGCUGGCGAGCUCGGCGGUGCUGGCCAGGUGCCCUCGUACGUACGUGGUGACUUGCGAGUACGACGUGCUGAGAGACGACGGGCUCAUGUACGUGCGCCGCUUAAAGGAUGCCGGCGUGGCGGUCACCAGCGAGCAUUACGAGGACGGCUUUCACGGCUGCUUUAGCCUCACCUUGUUUCCUUUCCGCUUUGACGUCGGAGCGAAGAUGCUUCGACGUUACAUUUGUUGGAUCGAUGACAACUUGUAG